Dunckerocampus dactyliophorus (ringed pipefish) is the source of this 3086-nucleotide messenger RNA. RefSeq names its product zinc finger protein 79-like. Gene Ontology annotation, cellular component: transcription regulator complex; nucleus; PcG protein complex. The record is from RefSeq and is a predicted model, not a curated record. Lineage: Eukaryota; Metazoa; Chordata; Actinopteri; Syngnathiformes; Syngnathidae. The transcript has 3 exons. Gene Ontology annotation, biological process: regulation of transcription by RNA polymerase II. Gene Ontology annotation, molecular function: DNA-binding transcription factor activity, RNA polymerase II-specific; RNA polymerase II cis-regulatory region sequence-specific DNA binding. The coding region runs from base 505 to 1530 and encodes 341 amino acids.
CGGAUCGUGGAGUGACUGACAGCAACUAAAGGAUUGAAAAAAAUUAUCAAGAAGACGAGAUUGUUUUCGUCUUUGUUUUCUUUGCCGUACAUGUUCGGCGUAAGUGAGCAGACGUCGUUAAUUACUGCUAAGACAAAACUUGUGUCCGCGUCGCUUUGACGGUUAUAAGGCUAUCUUAGCUUGCUAGCUGCUAACAUAAAGCCUCCUAAGUUAUCAACACGGCGUUAAGAAGAGAUCGAGUGCGAGCGUAAAGUAUUGUGAUUUGUGUGAGAAUGUGUAAAGUACAAUUGCUGAGAGCCUUGGUGAAUCAGCGAUUAACUGCGGCUGUCGAAGAAAUAUUUGUAGUGUUCGAAAGAACCAUAGCAGAGUUGGAGGAGGAACUUUCUCGAACAAAAGAGGAGAACGAGCAUCAACGUCAACUACUGGACGCUGUUUUCAAGAAGCCUCAAGUUGUGAUACACAAACCAGUGGCGAAAAAAACGCUGAUGACAUCAGUGAUGUUCUAUGGUGGUACCACAUGUCUGGCUGUCCUGGAGCGACACGAUGACAUCAUGCAGCCCACAAAUGCACACUAACGCCAGUGAAGAACAUCUUCCCCCUGAGCAGGAGGCGAGGAGCUCCAGGGUGGAGCAGCAGGAGACACAGCCCCCCGACAUUAAAGAGGAAGAGGAGGAUCACAGCAUCAGUCAAGAGGGAGAGAAUCUUGAAGGACUGGAAGAGUUCCCAGUGAUUGUUGUCUCUGUGAAGAGUGAAGACGAUGAAGACAAAGGUCAAAGUGAGGAGGACAGAAAGGUGGAGCCUCCAAGCAGUAGCUCAGCUCAACACAUGACAGCAGAAGCUGAUGGGGACCACUGUGGAGGAUCACAAGCAGAAAGCCUCUUAGCUCCACUAUCAGACAGUGACGACACGUCGCACUCUCCUGACACCGACGAUGAAGACUCUGAAGCUGAUAUGACAUGUCAAACUGACAACACACACUUUAAAUGCUCUCAUUGUGACAAAACUUUUAAUCACCUUUGUUAUCUGAAAAUACACAUGAGGUAUCACACAGGUGAGAAACCAUUUGUGUGCUCAGUGUGUGGCAAAAGAUUCACAGAGAAAAAAGUUUUGACAAUACACGCAAGAAUACACACUGGUGAGAAACCAUUCAUCUGCUCAGUUUGUGGUAAAAGAUUUACAGAGAAAGGAAGUUUGACAAAACACACAAGAAUACACACUGGAGAGAAACCUUUUACCUGUUCAGUAUGUGGUAAAGGUUUUGCACAUAAUCAAAAUUUGACAAUACACAUGAGAAAUCACACAGGAGAGAAACCAUUCGUGUGCUCAGUGUGUGGCAAUAGAUUCAUACAGAAAGGAAAUUUGAAAGCACACAUAAGAAUACACACAGGGGAGAAACCAUUCACAUGCUCAGUCUGUGGUAAAAGUUUUACACAGAAAGUAAAUUUGACAAAGCACACAAAAACACACACAGGGAGAAACCAUUCGAGUGCUCAGUUUGCCGUAAAAGAUUCACAGCGAAAAGAAGACUGAAACAACACACAAGCAGUGUUGCCACAAUUACCUUGAAAAAGUAAUGUGAUUACUGAUGAUCUUAUUCUGAAACUAAUUAGAUUACAAGUUACUCUAUCGUUUCAUUCAGCAGCUGCUGACAACAUCCGUCACUGCUGCAACAUAGAAAGGACAACUUAUUUAGCCAAUCCUGUUCUUUUUAACAGUAAUGUCAACAAUGUAUUUCCUGACAUUGGAGGUUCAAUUUAAACAUUAUUUCCUCAAAGAAAUAUAUCUUUUCGAAAUUUACAAACAAAUUUAAUUACAGUCUUUGUUGACUUCACUUAGUGGUGGGGGACACUUAUAGCUCUUUGCUUUUCCCCCUGUUCUGUUGAGUUGCAUCUACCGCAGGGGUCUCAAACUCGUGGCCCAUGGGCCAUUUGUGGCCCGCCGGGUGAUAUUUUGCGGCCUGCGACUAGACAUGGAGGAGUAGUGUAAAUGCGAUAAAAAAAAUAUUGCUUUUUGGUAUGAUUCUACUUUAUAGCAUUGAUCUACUUGAGAGACAUGAGCUCAAAAUAGCUUUACUGUUUUUCAGACACUGAAACUAAAAUCCUGUUUACACUUAUGUUGCUAAAACAUCCUCAUUCUUUUUGUACCAUUGCUGCUUGUAGUCUGGUUAAAAUAUGCUGCAAAAAUUCCACACCUUUUGUAUCGCGUGUCUUCAUUAGGGUCACGAGUAAGCUGGAGCCUAUCCCAGCUGAAUGCAGCAAAAUACAAACUAUGAAAUGUAUUUAUUUUUUUGUUUCACCCUAUCACUGUAUCGAGAUAUUAUCAUUAUCGGGAGCCGUGCAUCGCGUAUCGUACCAUAUUGUGGGGUACCCUGAGAUUCCCAGCCCUAUUCCCAAUACUUCAUGCGGCCCAGCCAGAAUCAGACCCUAUCUCCAGCGGCCCUCAGGUAAAUUGAAUUUGAGACCCUGAUCUACUGUGUACUUGCACAUGGUGUACCUUGUGGUGACCACUAGGUGGAAGUGUCGACUUGUUUUUUGAGGACUUUUUUUUUCUUGGUGACAAGUUUUUCCUUUUAGAGUAAAGUGUUUUGUUCCACUUACCUGAUGCCUCAGUGUGCUUUUUCCUCCAAAGUAACGUGUUACCAGCAUCACCGCACACAAGCAUACUCUCUGGAGAGAAACCCUUUGCCUGUUAAGUGUGUGGUAAAGGUUUUCCACGAAAGCAAGAAUAACACACAAGAAGCGACGCUGAGAGAGACCCUUUUCUUGCUCAGUGUGUGGUGAAAGUUUUGUAGAAAAAAAGAUUUGAAAGUACACAUGAGAAUACAGACUGAAAACAUUAAGUCACGUGAGGUCGUACAUACACAGGGCUUGAUGGAAACUGUCUAUUGUGUCAAUAGAUGGUAAUCACAUGAGGCGUGGAUGUUGAGAGUGGUGUGGGGGGGCAGUGAGAUCCCGACCUGGGACCAAAAACUGCCCCGCCGGACCAGGUCAUCACUCAGCCUCCCCCUUCCCCCCACACCCUAUCCUUUGGUAGGGACAGGAAGGGCGUGGGUUUCAAAUUUCAUUAGGGUCGUCAGGUGGGCACGC